This is a messenger RNA of Coregonus sp. 'balchen', 22329 nucleotides long. The record is from the annotation of a GenBank genome assembly. NCBI's taxonomy places the organism in Eukaryota, Metazoa, Chordata, Actinopteri, Salmoniformes, Salmonidae.
CUUGUCAAGGGGGAGGUAAAAAGCCAUUUUGUUAUGUUAGCUAUGUGGCUACCGCCACAUCUCCAGUGGAAGAAUAACGAUGGAUACUUUGAGAUGGAAUAUUGCUUUUAAUUUGUUUCACACAUGGAAGUCUGAAAAAUAUAACAUUUAAUAUUUGCCAAAUUUUAAUAUGGGCCAGGGAGUGACGCGGCGUGUAUACUAAAUUGUUUGUUUCGCGUAUAAUUCCGCUAACUAAGGUUGGCUAGCUAACGUUAGCUGACUUGAACGAAAUAUAAUUUUCAGUUGUUCGGUUUAUCCAAAAGUUUCCUAAGUUUUAUGGCUUUGGUCUAGGUAUCUACUUCUGUGUCAGCGAGGGAUCGGACUAAUUGGUGCAUCGUGAAUGAUUUUAAGCAACAGGGUCAGAGUUGUAUAAUCUAACUUUAGGCUCGUUUGAGAGGACAAGCAGAAGUGCCGCUGACAGGCUAAAUUUAGCUAACAACUCUUCACAACAACGGCCCUCUGCAUUAUCUAAUAAUGGCAGAAGACAUACGACAGGACAAGAAAGCAAACUUCUCUGCUCUGACGGAGCACAACAACAACGGAGUGACGAGGACUUCUGGCCUGGCCUCCAACAAAGCUGGCGCCUCCAAGAAAUUAGUUAUUAAAAAUUUCAAAGGUAACGCGUGCUGAAUAGCUAGUUAACGUUAGCUAGCUAGCUAACCGUGAUAGGUAGCUAAACGUUAUUUAGCCGUUUGGCCUGACUAUCAACUAUAUGCUAGUAAUUGGCUAACUAGUUAACUCUACUUGUGUAACUUGUAACUCCUCAUAAAUUGCAGUGUAACUUGAGUUCAUAUUUUUAAGUUGUCCAUGAUAGCCAGCUGGGUAACCUAGGAAGUUUCCAGACCAUGUUAGCUUGUGACAUAUUUGAAGCAAUUAAUAGCCAUGGCAUGUAAACAACUGAAUAUUCCGUUGCAACCAGCCCUGGAAAUAUUACUCAACUCUGUUUACAUCAUCUAGCUAAUGACAUUCUUGCAGAAUAAAUAUAUCUAUUACAUUUUAGAAAACUGGACAUUUCCUGACAUUUGUUGACACUGUCCCUGCCAGAUGUUUACAAAUGGUUGAACAUGCAUUCAACUGUUUACAAACAAAGUUCAAAUUUCUCCUAGUUUAAGUGAGUUACCCAGCCAGAGGUGUAAAAAAACUGUCAUAUUGCAUUGAUUGUCUGUCCAUUUUGCUGUGCCUUGGUGUGGUGUAACGGUUGUGUGUUCCCAGACAGGCCAAAGCUAGCAGAGAACUACACUGAGGACACCUGGCUGAAGCUUAGGGAUGCAGUAGGAGCCAUCCAGAACAGCACCUCCAUCAAGUACAACCUGGAGGAACUCUACCAGGUCAGGCCUAAAGCAUCAAACAGACAGUGGUGCUUUCAGGACAUAAAACAAAUCACAUUUUAUUUGUCACAUACAAGUGUUUUGCAGAUGUUAUAGCAGGUGUAGCGAAAUGCUUGUGAUAUACUUGAGGCUACAGCCCUUAUUUUCCAUUCUAAAACAUAGGCCUAGUUCAUGUGUCCACCGGGCCUUGAUGACAUGACUAUAUCCAAGUCCCAGUAUUUCCAUGUGAAUAAUAUGUACCGAUAUGGGCACUUUACACUUUUCAUCUGUAUGAUGCCAUUAACUCCAGCUGUCUUGUCGUGUGAUCUGCUGGUUGUUGUCGUGUGAUCUGCUGGUUGCCCCAGCCAGUCUGGGUGGGUGGUGCCAACUGACACCCUAUUUAGGGUAUAUUUAGGGUAUAGGGUGUCAUUUGGAACGCAGCAUAGAUUUGGAGGUGGCAUCGGUCCUAGGACACUAUGCCUCUCUCUAAUCUCAAAGUAUUGGAGAGGAGCGCUGCCCCAUGCCAGCCAGCAGGUCCUGUAACUCACAUCAGCAGUCAGUCAGCAUACCUAACCACCAUCCUGUUGACUUGGCUAACCCUAUCACUCUGACCAUUCACCAUCCUGUUGACUUGGCUAACCCUAUCACUCUGACCAUUCACCAUCCUGUUGACUUGGCUAACCCUAUCAAUAAUUAUAAUAAUAAUUGGUCAUUUAGCAGACGCUCUUAUCCAGAGCGACUUACAGGAGCAAUUAGGGUUAAGUGCCUUGCUCAAGGGCACAUCGACAGAUUUUUCACCUAGUCAGCUCGGGGAUUAGAACCAGCGACCUUUCGGUUACUGGCACAACGCUCUUAACCACUAAGCUACCUGCUGCCCUUAUAGGACUCACUCUGACCAUUCACCAUCCUGUUGACUUGGCUAACCCUAUCACUCUGACCAUUCACCGUCCUGUUGACUUGGCUAAACCUAUCACUCUGACCAUUCACCAUCCUGUUGACUUGGCUAACCCUAUCACUCUGACCAUUCACCAUCCUGUUGACUUGGCUAACCCUAUCACUCUGACCAUUCACCAGCCUGUUGACUUGGCUAACCCUAUCACUCUGACCAUUCACCAUCCUGUUGACUUGGCUAACCCUAUCACUCUGACCAUUCACCAGCCUGUUGACUUGGCUAACCCUAUCACUCUGACCAUUCACCAGCCUGUUGACUUGGCUAACCCUAUCACUCUGACCAUUCACCAUCCUGUUGACUUGGCUAACCCUAUCACUCUGACCAUUCACCAUCCUGUUGACUUGGCUAACCCUAUCACUCUGACCAUUCACCAGUCUGUGGACUUGGCUAACCCUAUCACUCUGACCAUUCACCAGCCUGUGGACUUGGCUAACCCUAUCUUGUAACUUAUCUGUGUGUGUGUCCUAUAAACAGGGUGGGAUAACUUACAGAAUUUAGGAAUGCUUAGUAUGUUUCCCUCUGUCUCUCUCUCAACUCUGUUUCAGGCAGUGGAGAACCUGUGCUCCUAUAAAGUCUCCCCCACACUCUACAAGCAGCUCCGUCAGGUCUGUGAGGACCAUGUCCAGGCCCAGAUACACCAGUUCAGAGAAUAUCCUUUACACUGUGUAUGUCUUUGUGUGUGAAAGUGCGCAUGUGUGUGUGGAUGUUAUAAAAUCCUGUUUGAUAGAUUUCAUGUCGAGACUUGAUAAGAACGUCUGUGUCCUGUACGAUGCCACAUGACAGUGGCUCCUCUGAGAAGAUGCACAUGUUUUAUAACUAUCUCUGUAACAUAAACAUGUUUUUUUUUUUAAAUAGUUGAUUUGUAUGCUGCACCGUUGGCCUGGGUCUCCCUGAUAACACUUGUUUAUCUGGUUAGUUGUGACUGGGGGGCCUAAAAGGAACCUGGCAGCCUCAUGUCAUAGAGCUGUAUUUCAGCAGGCUGCUGUGUAGUAGUUGUGAGACUUAUCCAGAGACUUACAGGAGCAAUUAGGGUUAAGGUGCCUUUCUUAAGGGCACAUCAACAGAUUUUUUUCACCUAGUCGGCUCAUGAAUUCGAACCAGUGACUUUUCGGUUACUGGCCCAACGCUCUUAACUGCUAGGCUACCGGACGCCCAGGGGGCACUUUGGACCUCUUCCAACAGCUAGCUGCGCACAGCGACACACUGCUUGGACUGAUGGCAAAUAAAAAAACUAUGAACAUCCCUGUAAUGGUGUUCUCUAUAAACUGACUACACAGUUUUUAGUCGUCAGAAGGAUGUGAUGUUUUUUUAACCACAACCUGGUGCGAGCAAAGGCACCCUCCAAAGAGAUAGUUUGACUGUUGUGUUUUAUUGAAUUGAGGCCCGUUCCUUAACCUUAACAUCUCACAGAGUCCCUGGACAGCCUGUCUUUCCUGAAGAGGAUGAACCGAUGCUGGCAGGACCACUGCAGACAGACGGUUCGUCAGACAGCCUUUUUCAUCUCACCUUUGACCUUUGUUUAUCAUGUGACAUUUAAUCUGUCUGAAAUGUAUGUUGUAGAUUAAUAUAAUGUAUGUUUGUAAUGUGUAACCUUGUUUACUACAGAUCAUGAUCCGGAGUAUCUUUCUGUUCCUGGACCGUACCUACGUGCUUCAGAACUCCCUGCUUCCCUCCAUCUGGUAAGAGCCCUGUCCACUAGCUAUUAGGAAACAUACAUUCGUCCGUUCUCAGUGGCAAACGGCUUUUCCUGUUCUGUGAUGGUGAGCAUUUCAUUAUGGCCUUAACGUGACCAUGGCUGCGUCUGAAAUGGCACCCUAUUCACUAUUUAGUUCACUACUUUUGACUAGGUCCUAUCUGGGCAAAAAUAGUUAUAUGUAGGAUAUAGGGUGCCAUUUGGAAUGCAACCCAUGUGUUUGUCCUAUGACCGUGACCAUUACUGUUCAUCAUGACCGUGUGUGUUCCACAGGGAUACUGGGCUGGAGCUCUUCCGGACCCACAUCGUGAGCGACGGGGCAGUCCAGAAACGUACCGUCGACGGGAUCCUUGAGCAGAUCGAACGUGAACGCAACGGAGAGACCGUGGACCGCAGCCUUCUCCGCAGCCUUCUGGGCAUGCUCUCAGACCUGCAGGUGAUUGGUCAAUUCUUCAUGGGGCUUGUUUUACCAUUGGCCAAUCAAAUGUAAAACUUUUGUUCCAUAGGCAGAUAGUAUGUAGAUUGUCUGAUCUCCUGGCGUAAUCUAUUGUCUCUCUCCUCAAAUCUGUGUAGAUUAUCUGGAGAUCUCCUGGUGUAAUCUGUUGUCUCUCUCCUCAGGUGUAUAAAGAGUCGUUUGAGGAGCGGUUUCUGAUGGAGACUAACAGACUGUAUGCUGCAGAGGGACAGAGGCUGAUGCAGGAACGAGACGUGAGUGACCGCUGUCAAUCAAAUGCAUUUAAUCCCAUAUUAUGAUCAUGCCCCUAUAUAUGUAGCAUAUCUGGGUUUCCCCUAUAAAGGUAGCAUAUCUGGGUUUCCCCUAUAUAGGUAGCAUAUAUGGGUUUCCCCUAUAUAGGUAGCAUAUCUGGGUUUCCCCUAUAUAGGUAGCAUAUCUGGGUUUCCCCUAUAUAGGUAGCAUAUCUGGGUUUCCCCUAUAUAGGUAGCAUAUCUGGGUUUCCCCUAUAUAGGUAGCAUAUCUGGGUUUCCCCUAUAUAGGUAGCAUAUCUGGGUUUCCCCUAUAUAGGUACAUACUUGGGUUUCCCCUAUAUAGGUAGCAUAUCUGGGUUUCCCCUAUAUAGGUAGCAUAUCUGGGUUUCCCCUAUAUAGGUAGCAUAUCUGGGUUUCCCCUAUAUAGGUAGCAUAUCUGGGUUGCCCCUAUAUAGGUAGCAUAUCUGGGUUGCCCCUAUAUAGGUAGCAUAUCUGGGUUGCCCCUAUAUAGGUAGCAUAUCUGGGUUGCCCCUAUAUAGGUAGCAUAUCUGGGUUGCCCCUAUAUAGGUAGCAUAUCUGGGUUGCCCCUAUAUAGGUAGCAUAUCUGGGUUGCCCCUAUAUAGGUAGCAUAUCUGGGUUGCCCCUAUAUAGGUAGCAUAUCUGGGUUGCCCCUAUAUAGGUAGCAUAUCUGGGUUUCCUCUAUAUAGGUAGCAUAUCUGGGUUUCCCCUAUAUAGGUAGCAUAUCUGGGUUGCCCCUAUAUAGGUAGCAUAUCUGGGUUUCCCCUAUAUAGGUAGCAUAUCUGGGUUUCCCCUAUAUAGGUAGCAUAUCUGGGUUUCCCCUAUAUAGGUAGCAUAUCUGGGUUUCCCCUAUAUAGGUAGCAUAUCUGGGUUUCCCCUAUAUAGGUAGCAUAUCUGGGUUUCUCCUAUAUAGGUAGCAUAUUUGGGUUUUCCCUAUAUAGGUAGCAUAUCUGGGUUUCCCCUAUAUAGGUAGCAUAUUUGGGUUUCUCCUAGUGACGGUCAUAAGUGUGGUCCUCUGUAGCUCAGCUGGUAGAGCACGGCGCUUGUAACGCUAAGGUAGUGGGUUCGAUCCCCGGGACCACCCAUACACAAAAAAUGUAUGCACGCAUGACUGUAAGUCGCUUUGGAUAAAAGCGUCUGCUAAAUGGCAUAUUAUAAAUUAUAUUAUAAGUGACGCGUGUGUGUGUGUGUCCAGGUGCCAGAGUACCUGCAUCACGUGGCUCGUCGGUUGGAUGAAGAGAACGAUCGUGUCAUCAGCUACCUCGACCAAAGCACUCAGUAAGACCCGCCUCUUCCUCCACACCCCUUAGACUGACAGGCCUGUGCUCCAGUCAGACUAACACCUUAGACUGACAGGCCUGUGCUCCAGUCAGAGUACACUAGAUCAUCUCACAGAUUUGAACCUCUUCACGUUCUCUUUCACCCCCCUCCAUCUGUCAUCUCUCUUCUCUCUCUCUCUCUCCUCUCGCUUCCCUUUCUCUCUCCUAUCUGUUUGUAUUCAACAGGAAGCCACUUAUCUCUAAUGUAGAGAAGCAGCUGCUUGGAGAACACAUGACGGCCAUCUUACAGAAAGGUAUCUACCAGCAGUGUGUGUGUGUGUGUGUGUGAUAUUGACCCUCUCCUCCAGGUCUCAGUAUUCUGGUAGAUGGUAACCGUGUGAUAUUGACCCUCUCCUCCAGGUCUCAGUAUUCUGGUAGAUGGUAACCGUGUGAUAUUGACCCUCUCCUCCAGGUCUCAGUAUUCUGGUAGAUGGUAACCGUGUGAUAUUGACCCUCUCCUCCAGGUCUCAGUAUUCUGGUAGAUGGUAACCGUGUGAUAUUGACCCUCUCCUCCAGGUCUCAGUAUUCUGGUAGAUGGUAACCGUGUGAUAUUGACCCUCUCCUCCAGGUCUCAGUAUUCUGGUAGAUGGUAACCGUGUGAUAUUGACCCUCUCCUCCAGGUCUCAGUAUUCUGGUAGAUGGUAACCGUGUGAUAUUGACCCUCUCCUCCAGGUCUCAGUAUUCUGGUAGAUGGUAACCGUGUGAUAUUGACCCUCUCCUCCAGGUCUCAGUAUUCUGGUAGAUGGUAACCGUGUGAUGGAGCUGGCUCUGCUCUACCAGCUUUUCAGUAAGGUGAAGGGAGGACUCCCCACUCUGCUGCAGCACUGGAGAGACUACAUCAAGGUACUUUCUCUCCUCUGUGUCUGUCUCUCUCCUCUCUGUCUGUCUCUCUCCUCUCUGUAUACUACUCUCUCUGAAACAUUUCUAUUGAUUCCUGUCUCACUGAGGUGUCUCCUAACAGAGUUUUGGUGGUGAGAUUGUGGGCACCCCAGAGAAGGAUAAGGACAUGGUUCAAGACCUAUUGGACUUUAAGGAUAAGAUGGACAACGUGGCCCAGGGCUGUUUCAACAGGAACGAGAGCUUCAUCAAUGCUAUGAAGGAGGCCUUCGAAGCCUUCAUCAACAACAGACCCAACAAACCUGCUGAGCUCAUUGGUGAGGACACGAGACUGCUGUGGGUGUAAAGAGCCAGAGCAGGAGAUAUUUAAAGGGUCCUGGAAUCUUAAAACAAAGGACUUUUGCUCCAUUGCUUAAGAUACCAGUCAGGGGUCCCACACCAGUUAUGUUUGAGUGUUUCCUGUAUGUUUUAUCUAACUGGUGGUGUCCUGUCUCUAUGGUGGUGUCCUGUCUCUGCACAGCGAAGUACGUGGACUGUAAAUUGCGGGCGGGCAACAAGGAGGCUACAGAGGAGGAGCUGGAGAGAAUUCUAGACAAGAUCAUGAUCAUCUUCCGCUUCAUCCAUGGGAAGGAUGUGUUUGAGGCCUUUUAUAAGAAGGACCUAGCCAAACGCCUGCUGGUGGGGAAGAGUGCCUCGGUGGACGCUGAGAAGUCCAUGCUGUCCAAACUCAAACACGGUAAGUUGUCCAAACUUCAACACUGUAUGAUAACAGGAUACAAUGCAGUGAUCUCCAAAAUCACAAGUUUGUCACCAUCACAUGUUAUGGUAUCUGUGUUGUGGCAAGCUUUGUCUGUGGGCAGGGCCAGAAAGUAACUUGUUGGUCUACCAGCCACUGGCAGGUAGAUAAAAAAAAUCUACCUGCCACUCCAGUUUUUUUAACCUUCGUAAUGUUUCUAAAACAAUAAAUGUAUUACUAGUAAGCAGUGAUGUGGUAUAUUGCUAAUAUUUAUUUCAUUUUGUGACCCAAGUCUUUUAACCAAAAUAUCUCAGAUGAGAAGGAUGUUAAGCUGCCCCUUUUAAGGGCGGGAGGUUACGGAGGCAGCGGUGGUACUCCAGCCGCUGGAGUGGUCAGUGACAGUGUGCCUGUGAGAUAUUAGACUACAUCAUCUGACUAGUAGCUGAUGUCUUCACUAGCAGUUGAAGCAAAGUCAAACAUUGAAAAACAACCUAGCUUGUGAACAAAACAAUGUAAAUGGCCAAGAAACACAAGGACAAAGUCUCACUUCAGUAGACUUUCCAGUAAAUUAGACAGACUUCUAUGCCUGUGUGCAGCGUGUCUAAAUCCCAGUGCUCACCGCUCCCCAGCCAGGCAGUGUUGCUGCGCGUCGCGGGAGAUAUACAGUGCUAUGAAAAAGGAUUUGCCCCCUUUCUAAUUUUCUCUACUUUUGCAUAUUUGUGAUACUGAAUGUUAUCAGAUCUUCAACCAAAACCUAAUAUUAGAUAAAGGGAACAUAAGUGAACAAAUAACACAACAAUUACAUAUUUAUUUCAUAAACAAAGUUAUGCAACACCCAAUUCCCCUGUGUGAAAAAGUAAUUGCCCCCUUACACUCAAUAACUGGUUGUGCCACCUUUAGCUGCAAUGACUCCAACCAAAUGCUUCCUGUAGUUGUUGAUCAGUCUCACGUCGCUGUGGAGGAAUGUUGGCCCACUCUUCCAUGCAGAACUGCUUUAACUCAGUGACGUGUGGGUUUUCAAGCAUGCACUGCUAGUUUCAAGUCCUGCCACAACAUCUCAAUUGGGAUUAGGUCUGGACUUUGACUAGGCCAUUCCAAAACUUCAAAUUUGUUGCGUUUUAGCAAUUUCAUGUAGACUUGAUUGUGUGUUUUUGGAUCAUUGUCUUGCUGCAUGACCCAGCUGCGCUGCUCAGACGUUGUCUGGUAAUGGAAACCGGUGAUUUUUACCCCUCCCUCCAGGCCCCCGUAUUCUGGAAAUGGAACCGUGUGUAUUGACCCCUCCCCUCCGGGUCUCAGUUUUCGGAAAAUUGGUACCGUUGAAAUUCCCUUUCCCCAGGUCCUUUUUCGGUAAUGGAAACCGUGUGAUAUUGACCCUCUCCUCCAGUUCAGUUUUCCCGGUGAUGGUAACCGUGUGUUUGCCCCUUUCCCUCCGUCUCUUAUUCUGGAAAGGGGUAACCGUGUGAAAUUGACCCUUCCUCCGCUCAGAUUCUGGUAUGGUAACCGUGUGAUUUGACCCUCUCCUCAGUCUCAUUUAUUCUGGUUUUUGUAACUGUAUAUUUGACCCUCCCUCCAGGUCUCAGUAUUCUGGUAAGGGUAACCGUGUGAUAUUGACCCUCUCCUCCAGGCCCUCAGUAUUCUGGUAGAUGGUAACCGUGUGAUAUUGACCCUCUCCUCCAGGUCUCAGUAUUCUGGUAGAUGGUAACCGUGUGAUAUUUGCCCCUCUCCUCCAGUCUCAUUGUCUGGUAGAUGGUAACCGUGUAAAUAUUGACCCUCUCCUCCAGGUCUCAGUGUUCUGGUUAGAUGGUAACCGUGUUAUUGACCCUCUCCUCCAGGUCUCAGUAUUCUGGUAGAGGGUAACCGUGUGAUAUUGACCCUCUCCUCCAGGUCUCAGUAUUCUGGUAGAUGGUAACCGUGUGAUAUUGACCCUCUCCCUCCAGGUCUCAGUAUUCUGGUAGAUGGUAACCGUGUGAUAUUGCCCUCUCCUCCGGUCUCAGUUUUCUGGUAGAUGGUAACCGUGUGAUAUUGACCCUCUCCUCCGGGUCUCAGUAUUCUGGUAGAUGGAAACCCCGUGUGAUAUUGACCCUCUCCUCCAGGUCUCAGUAUUCUGGUAGAUGGUAACCUGUGAUAUUGACCCUCUCCUCCAGGUUCUCAGUAUUCUGGUAGAUGGUAACCGUUGAUAUUGACCCUCUCCUCCAGGUCUCAGUAUUCUGGUAGAUGGUAACCGUGUGAUAUUGACCCUCUCCUCCCAGGUCUCAGUAUUCUGGUAGAUGGUAACCGUGUGAUAUUGACCCCCCUCCCUCCAGGUCUCAUAUUCUGGUAAAAUGGUAACCGUGUGAUAUUGACCCUCUCCUCCAGGUCUCAGUAUUCUGGUAGAGGGUAACCGUGUGAUUUGACCCUCUCCUCCAGUCUCAGUAUUCUGGUAGAUGGUAACCGUGUGAUAUUGACCCUCUCCUCCAGGUCUCAGUAUUCUGGUAGAUGGUAACCGUGUAUAUUGACCCUCUCCUCCAGGUCUCAUUUAUUCUGGUAGAGGGAAACCGUGUGAUAUUGACCCUCUCCUCCAGGUCUCAGUAUUCUGGUAGAUGGUAACCGUGUGAUGGAGCUGGGCUCUGCUCUACCAGCUUUCAGUAAGGUAAAGGGAGGACCCCCACUCUGCUGCAGCACUGGAGAGACUACAUCAAGGUAUUUUCUCUCCUCUGUCUCUCUCCCCCUCUCUCUGUCUGUCCCUCUCUCUCCUCUCUGUCUCUCUCUCCUCUCUGUCUCCUCCUCUCUGCCUGUCUGUCUCUCUCUCCCCCUCUGCCCUUUUCUCACUCUGAAACACUUCUAUUGAUUCCUGUCUCACUGAGGUGUCUCCAAACAGAGUUUUGGGGUUUGAGAUUGUGGGCACCCCGAGAAGGAUAAGGACAUGGUUCAAGACCUAUUUGGACUUUAAGGAUAAAUGGACAACGUGGCCCGGGCUGUUUCAACAGGAACGAGAGCUUCAUAAAUGCUAUGAAGGGGCCUUCGAAGCCUUCAUCAAAAACAGACCAACAACCUGUUUGGGGCUCAUUGGUGAGGACACGGACGCUGGGGGGUGUAAAGAGCCAGAGCAGGAGAUAUUUAAAGGGUCCUGGAAUCUUAAAAAAAAGGACUUUUGCUCCAUUGCUUAAGAUACCAGCCCAGGGCCCCACACCAGUUAUGUUUGAGUUUUUUCCUGUAUGUUUUAUCUAACUGUGGGGUCCUGUCUCUGCACAGCGAAGUACGUGGACUGUAAAUUGCGGGCGGGCAACCAGGAGGCUACAGAGGAGGACUGGAGAGAAUUCUAGACAAAUCAUGAUCAUCUUCCGCUUCAUCCAUGGGAAGGAUGUGUUUGAGGCCUUUUAUAAGAAGACCUAGCCAAACGCCUGCUGGUGGGAAAGGUGCCUCGUUGGACGCUGAGAAGCCCCUGCUGUCCAAACUCAAACACGGUAAGUUGUCCAAACGUCACAAUGUAUGAUAACGGGAUACAAUGCAGUUGAUCUCCAAAAUCACAAGUUUUGUCACCAUCACAUGUUAGGGUAUCUGUUUUGGGUGGCAAGCUUUGUCUGUGGGCGGGGCCCAGGAAAGGGACUUGUUGGUCUACCAGCCACUGUGCAGUAGAUAAAAAAUCUACCUGCCACUUCCAGUUUUUUUUAACCUUCGUUAUGUUUCUAAACAAUAAAUGUAUUACUAGUAAGCAGUGAUGUGGUAUAUUGCUAAUAUUUAUUUCAUUUUGUGACCCAAGUCUUUUAACCAAAUAUCUCAGAUGAGAAGGAUGUAAGCUGCCCCUUUUUAAGGGCGGAGGUUACGGAGGCAGCGGUGGUACUCCAGCCGCUGGAGUGGUCAUGACAGUGUGCCUGUGAGAUAUUAGACUACAUCAUCUGACUAGUAGCUGAUGUCUUCACUAGCAGUUGAAGCAAAGUCAAACAUUGAAAAACACCUAGCUUGUGAACAAAACAAUGUAAAUGGCCAAGAAACACAAGGACAAAGUCUCACUUCAUAGACUUUCCAGUAAAUUAGACAGACUUCUAUGCCUGUGUGCAGCGUGUCUAAAUCCCGUCCCCCAGCCAGGCAGGUUGCUGCGCCCGGGGGAGAUAUAAGUCUAUAAAAAAAGGGUUUUUCCCCCCCUUUCAAAUUUUUUCUUACUUUUGCAUUUUUGUGAUAUGAAUGUUAUCAAUUUCAACCAAAACCUAAUAUUAGAUAAAGGGAACAUAAGUGAACAAUAAAAACCCAAAUUACUAUUUAUUUCUAAAAAAAGAUCAACACCAACCCCUGUGUAAAAAAGAAAUUCCCCCCUUAACUCAAAAAACGGGUUGUGCCCCUUUACUGCUUUGACCCCACCAAAUCUUCCUGUAGUUGUUGAUCGUCUCACCGUGUGGGGAAAUGUUGGCCCACUCUUCCUGCAAAAAAGCUUUAACUCAUUACGUGGGGUUUUUUCAAAAUGCAUGCUGUUUUCAAGUCCGCCAAAAACACUCAAUUGGGAUUUAGGUCGGCUUUGACAGCCUUUUCCAAAACUUAAAAUUUUUUGCUUUUUUAAGAAAUUUUUUCAUGUAGACUUUUUGUGUGUUUUGGAUCAUUUCUUGCUCUACCCUUUUGCGUUCACUCACAGAGGGUUUUUGGUCUGACAUUCCCCUGUAGAAUUCCUGUCAGACAAAUUUCAGGGUUCCUUUUUAAGGCAAGUCGUCCGGGUCCUACGAAAAGGGCAUCCCCAAACCUUUACCCACCACCACCUGCUUGCCCUUUUGGUAUAUUUUCUUAGUGGAAGAAAAGAUUUGGGGUUUUCGCCAGGAAUUCGGAACCAUGUCUUCCAAAAAUUUAUAUUUUUGAAUAUCUGUCCAUAAAACGUUCUCCAAGAGUCUUGAUUAUCUCCAGGUGCUUUUUGGCAAACGAUCAACUUUUUGGACAAUGGGUCCCAUUAUCCCGGGCGAAAACCAAACACGCAUUCCACGAAAACCCCAUCUCCAAAAGGUCAAGGGGGGGGGUGGUAUGUUUGGGGGAUGCUUCUGCCCAGGCCCCGACGACUUUGCCUAAUAGAAGGAACCAGAAUUCUCUCUGUAUCAGAGAAUUCUACAGGGAAGGUCAGGGCCUCCCUGGCUGAAGCGAACGGGGGCAUGCAGCAAAAUGACCCCAAAACACACAAUCAAGUUACUGAAAAAUUGAAAAAAGGGAACAAAGGGGGGAAUUUUUUGGGAAGGGGCCCAGUCAAAGUCCAAAAACCUAACCCCAAUUGAGAUGUUUGGCGGGAUGAAACAGGGCAUUCAUGCUUAAAAAACCCACACGUCCUGGGUUUAAAAAGCAGUUCGAGGGAAAAGAGUGGGCCAACUUCCUCCACCGACGUGGAGACUGACAAAAACUACAGAAGCUUUGGUUGGAGUCUUGCGAAAAUUUUAAAACCAUUUUUGAGUGUAAAGGGGGCAAUUAUUUUUCAACAGGGAAUUGGGUUUUGCAUAACUUUUUUUUAUGAAAAAAUAUGAAUUGUUGUGUUUUUUGUUCCUUAUUUUCCCUUUUCAAUAUUAUUUUGGUUGAAGAUCUGAUAACUUUCAUAUCAAAAAUUUUCAAAUGUAGAGAAAAUUAAAAGGGGGCAAAUACUUUUUUCAUAGCAUUUUUAUAAAUUCCUAUUAUUUGGUGAUUUUUCACCAUCUAAAACAAACGAAAAACAUUUUCAAAACAGCCUGCAUUUUUAAGCAAAGGCUCAUUCUUGACUUCUAACUACAUUCUUUUUUGAAAAUGCAGGAAAGCUCGCUUUUUAAGAAAUGACCACCCCCCAACAUGCGCUGAAAUAAAAUCUUCCCCCCCCCCAAUGUAAAAAUUACCCGAUGGGUUUUUUUCAAUGUUUGACUUUGCUUCAACUGCUAUAAAAGACAUCGCAGGGGGCCCCUAUCGGGGGUUUUUGUUAAACUCAAUGGUCAUUUCCCGGGGGUUGUGACUGUAAAGCACCCCCCCAAGUCACAAUCAUCACUGUUUUACCUUAAAACCUGUUACGGGAAUGAGUGUGAGGGUUUUUGUGGUUUCCUUCCCCGCAGGUGUGGACAUGGUUCAAGACCUAUUGGACUUUAAGGAUAAGAUGGACAACGUGGCCCAGGGCUGUUUCAACAGGAACGAGAGCUUCAUCAAUGCUAUGAAGGAGGCCUUCGAAGCCUUCAUCAACAACAGACCCAACAAACCUGCUGAGCUCAUUGGUGAGGACACGAGACUGCUGUGGGUGUAAAGAGCCAGAGCAGGAGAUAUUUAAAGGGUCCUGGAAUCUUAAAACAAAGGACUUUUGCUCCAUUGCUUAAGAUACCAGUCAGGGGUCCCACACCAGUUAUGUUUGAGUGUUUCCUGUAUGUUUUAUCUAACUGGUGGUGUCCUGUCUCUGCACAGCGAAGUACGUGGACUGUAAAUUGCGGGCGGGCAACAAGGAGGCUACAGAGGAGGAGCUGGAGAGAAUUCUAGACAAGAUCAUGAUCAUCUUCCGCUUCAUCCAUGGGAAGGAUGUGUUUGAGGCCUUUUAUAAGAAGGACCUAGCCAAACGCCUGCUGGUGGGGAAGAGUGCCUCGGUGGACGCUGAGAAGUCCAUGCUGUCCAAACUCAAACACGGUAAGUUGUCCAAACGUCAACAAUGUAUGAUAACAGGAUACAAUGCAGUGAUCUCCAAAAUCACAAGUUUGUCACCAUCACAUGUUAUGGUAUCUGUGUUGUGGCAAGCUUUGUCUGUGGGCAGGGCCAGAAAGGAACUUGUUGGUCUACCAGCCACUGUGGCAGGUAGAUAAAAAAAUCUACCUGCCACUCCAGUUUUUUUAACCUUCGUUAUGUUUCUAAAACAAUAAAUGUAUUACUAGUAAGCAGUGAUGUGGUAUAUUGCUAAUAUUUAUUUCAUUUUGUGACCCAAGUCUUUUAACCAAAAUAUCUCAGAUGAGAAGGAUGUUAAGCUGCCCCUUUUAAGGGCGGGAGGUUACGGAGGCAGCGGUGGUACUCCAGCCGCUGGAGUGGUCAGUGACAGUGUGCCUGUGAGAUAUUAGACUACAUCAUCUGACUAGUAGCUGAUGUCUUCACUAGCAGUUGAAGCAAAGUCAAACAUUGAAAAACAACCUAGCUUGUGAACAAAACAUUGUAAAUGGCCAAGAAACACAAGGACAAAGUCUCACUUCAGUAGACUUUCCAGUAAAUUAGACAGACUUCUAUGCCUGUGUGCAACGCGUCUAAAUCCCAGUGCCCCCCAGCCAGGCAGUGUUGCUGCGCGUCGCGGGAGAUAUAUAUAUAUGAUUCCUAGUUCUUUGUGUGAUGUAUCUACCAUCUAUGAAACAAAACGAGAACACUUUCAAAACAGCUACUGCAGCAUUUUAUUUAGCUAUAAAUGUGCUCGUUCUUGACUUCUAACUACAUUUGUAUUUGCAAAUGCGAGUGAAAUGCUUGCGUUUUUAAGAAAUGACCACCCGCCAACAUGGCUGCUGAAAUAAACAUCUUACCCGCCAAUGUCAAAAUGUACCCGCAUAGGUUGUUUUUCAAUGUUUGACUUUGCUUCAACUGCUAGUGAAGACAUCAGCAGAGGUCAGCCUAUCGGUGGUUUGUUAAACUCAAUGGUCACUAUCUCUGGUGUGUGACUGUAGAAGCACCACCCCAAGUCACGAAGUCAUGCACUGUAUUACUGUAUAAAACCUGUUAACGGGAAGUGAGUGUGAUGGUUUGUGGCUUCCUGUCCCUGCAGAGUGUGGAGCGGCCUUCACCAGUAAGCUGGAGGGGAUGUUUAAGGACAUGGAGCUCUCCAAAGACGUCAUGAUCCAGUUCAAACAGGUUAACACACAGACUCAUCGAUAUCACUAUAGUAGUUGCUGUAAUAGAUUUACCAUCAGUGAAUCGUAGAUGACAACAUUGUCUCACGUCAGAUGGCGUCACUCCUCCGUGACACUCGUCCCUCAACCGAUCUGUCUUGUAAACUUGGAACUCGUAUUUGAAUAUUGAGCGUCCGCCAUUAAAAUCAAAACAUACUGUAGUUCCUAAUCACUGCGCUCUCGUAUGACUCCAUGAAAUCGGAAGAAUAGCUAGCUAAAUUAGUACAAAAAUGUUGUGACAGGGAUUUAAUAGUUUGCAAUUGUGAGAAAAUAAAAACAAACCGGUAGCUAUCUCCUGUACAAGUUUUGUGCCAGGACAUUGGUCGCUAGUGCCGUGACUUUCAGCUGUGGAGCUGUUGUAGCUAGCUAGCUAGCUAGCUAGCUAGCUAGCUUACUGACAUGGUUAGCUAGCUAGCUUACUGACAUGGUAGCUAGCUAGCUUACUGACAUGGUUAGCUAGCUAGCUUACUGACAUGGUUAGCUAGCUAGCUUACUGACAUGGUUAGCUAGCUCUUCCUUCACUUACAUAAAAAGCUUGCUUAGCCUGUUUUAAAUUACCCUGAAGUUGUAGACCUGCAGCCACACAAUUAAGAGGAACUGACUUAUCAGUAAUCAGUCCGUAGAUCAACAAGUUUCUCUGUGAAUGUAUCGUUGGGUCAGAUGAGCAUAGCAGCUGACUCUGGAGGCUACUGCAAUGACUGGUGGCAGAACAACAGCUGCUUCAUCAAAACUCAUCAUAAUGUUAGCAUUAGCUCUACUAGUUCCAGACUGUUCUUUACACACCGUUUUCCAAGAAAUUAAGGAUUUGACUUUCUCCCACUACAGGACAUUAAUGUAUUGAAUAAGGUUGCCUCCCCCAGUACAUGAAUGUAUUGAAUCAGGUUGUCUGUCUCCUUCAGUACACCCAGAACCAGAGUGAGCCCAGCCAGAUGGAGCUGACGGUCAACAUCCUCACCAUGGGCUACUGGCCCUCAUACACUCCUAUGGAGGUCCACCUGCCCCCUGAGGUCUGUCUGUCUGUGUGUGGUUGGGUGGUGUGUGUAUGCUAGCAAAAAGUAUUGCAGGAUGUGUAAAUCUAAUCUGAGUGUUGGUUAGGUUUUUAUGAAGCAUAGAUAAAGUUUCUAUGCCCCCUCUCCCCCCAGAUGGUGAAGCUCCAGGAGGUAUUCAAGCUGUUCUAUCUGGGGAAACACAGUGGCAGGAAGCUCCAGUGGCAGCCCACCCUGGGCCACGCUGUUCUGAAGACUGAGUUUAAAGAGGUGCGAGUGAAAGGACCAGAGCAACACUGUCCUAGAAGAUGGACAGCUUUUUUUGUUUCAAAUUUCUAAUGCGUCUUUCACAAGAAGAAGCUGCGGGUGUCUGUUCUAGACGCGUCUCAAUAACUGUGUGCGUCUGUCUACAGGGUAAGAAGGAGCUGCAAGUGUCUCUGUUCCAGACGUUGGUACUACUGAUGUUCAACGAGGGGGAGGAGUUCAGCAUGGAGGAGAUCAAAUCAGCCACUGGCAUAGGUACAGCUUCUCCUCUGUCUGUCUUCAUAGGUACAGCUUUUCUUUCUCUUCUUCUUUCUUUCAUCAUAGGUGCAGCUUCUCUUUCUCUCGAUUACAUUUAUUAGGAUCCCCUUUAGCCAAUGGCGACAGCUAUUCUUACUGGGGCCCGACACAUAAUGAAAAAGACAUUACAGACAAAAUACUUUACAAUUUACAGACAUUUAAAAACAUUAACAUGUAGUGUGUGUGCGCGUCUAUCAGUUCCACAUAUAGUUGAAGUCGGAAGUUUACAUACACUUAGGUUGGAGUUAUUAAAACUCGUUUUUCAACCACUCCACAAAUUUCUUGUUAACAAACUAUAGUUUUGGCAAGUCGGUAAGGACAUCUACUUUGUGCAGGACACAAGUAAUUUUUCCAACAAUUGUUUACAGACAGAUUAUUUCACUUAUAAUUCACUGUAUCAUCAAUCCCAGAACAACAGCAAAGGACCUUGUGAAGAUGCUGGAGGAAACAGGUACAAAAGUAUCUAAAUCCACAGUAAAACGAGUCCUAUAUCGACAUAACCUGAAAGGCCGCUCAGCAAGGAAGAAGCCACUGCUCCAAAACCGCCAUAAAAAAGCCAGACUACGGUUUGCAACUGCACAUGGGGACAAAGAUCGUACUUUUUGGAGAAAUGUCCUCUGGUCUGAUGAAACAAAAAUAGAACUGUUUACCCAUAAUGACCAUCGUUAUGUUUGGAGUAAAAAGGGGGUUGCUUGUAAGCCGAAGAACACCAUCCCAACCAUGAAGCACAGGGUGGCAGCAUCAUGCUGUCGGGGUGCUUUGCUGCAGGAGGGACUGGUGCACUUCACAAAAUAGAUGGCAUCAUGAGGAAGGAAAAUUAUGUGGAUAUAUUGAAGUAACAUCUCAAGACACCAGUCUGGAAGUUAAAGCUUGGUCGCAAAUGGGUCUUCCAAAUGGACAAUGACCCCAAGCAUACUUCCAAAGUUGUGGCAAAAUGGCUUAAGGACAACAAAGUCAAGGUAUUGGAGUGGCCAUCACAAAGCCCUGACCUCAAUCCUAUAGAAAAUGUGUGGGCAGAACUGAGAAAGCGUGUGCGAGCAAGGAGGCCUACAAACCUGACAGUUACACCAGCUCUGUCAGGAGGAAUGGGCCAAAAUUCACCCAACUUAUUGUGGGAAGCUUGUGGAAGGCUAUCCGAAACGUUUGGCCCAAGUUAAACAAUUUAAAGGCAAUGCUACCAAAUACUAAUUGAGUGUAUGUAAACUUCUGACCCACUGGGAAUGUGAUGAAAGAAAUAAAAGCUGAAAUAAAUAAUUCUCUCUACUAUUAUUCUGACAUUUCACAUUUCUUAAAAUAAAGUGAUGAUCCUAACUGACCUAAGACAGGGAAUUUUGACUAGGAUUAAAUGUCAGGAAUUGUGAAACUGAGUUUAAAUGUAUUUGGCUAAGGUGCAUGUAAACUUCUGGCUUCAACUGUACAUCAUACGUCAGUACAUACACACAACAAGUAGGUCACAUGGGGAGAGGCGUUGUGCCGCGAGCUGUUGCUUUAUUUGUUUUUUAAACCAGGUUUGCUGUUCACUUGCGCUAUUUAAGACGGGCGUUCCAUGCACUCAUGGCUCUGUAUAAUACUGUACGUUUCCUUGAAUUUGUUCUGGACCUGGGGACUGUGAAAAGACAGCCGGUGGCAUUUCUGGUGGGGUAAGUGUGUGUGUCAGUGCUGUAUGUAAGUUGACUAUGCAAACCAUUUGGUAUUUCCAACACAAUGUGUUUUUAUAAAAACAAGAAGUGAUGCAGUCAGUCUCCUCAACUCUUAGCCAAGAGAGACUGGCAUGCAUAGUAUUUAUAUCAGCCCUCUGAUUACAAUGAAGAGCAAGACGUGCCGCUCUGUUCUAGGCCAGCUGCAGCUUAAAUAGGUCUUUCUUUGCAGCACUGGACCACAUGACUGGACAAUAAUCAAGAUAAAAGCAGAGCAUCAAUUACGGACAGACCUCUCCCCAUCUUUACAACCAUUGAAUCUAUAUGUUUUGACCAUGACAGUUUACAAUCUAAGGUAACACCAAGUAAUUUAGUCUCCUGAACUUGUUCAACAACCACACCAUUCAUUACCAGAUUCAGCUGAGGUCUAGAACUUAGGGAAUUAUUUAAACCAAAUACGAUGCUCUUAGUUUUAGAGAUGUUCAGGACCAGUUUAUUACUGGCCACCGAUUCCAAAACAGACUGCAACUCUUUCUUAAGGGUUUCAGUAACUUCAUUGGCUGUGGUUGCUGAUGCGUAUAUGGUUGAAUCAUCAGCGUACAUUGACACACAUGCUUUGUUUUAAUGCCAGUGGCAGGUCAUUGGUAAACAUAUACUGAAAAAACAUGUUCAUGCAACACUUUCAAUGAUUUUACGGAGUUACAGUUCAUAUAAGGAAAUCAGUCAAUUAAAAUCAAAUAAAUUCAUUAGGCCCUAAUCUAUGGAUUUCACGACUGGGCAGGGGCGGAGCCAGGCCCAGCCAAUCUGAAUGAGUUUUUCCCCACAAAAGGGCUUUAUUACAGACCGAAAUACUCCUCAGUUUCAUCAGCUGUCCUGGUGGCUGGUCUCAGACGAUCCAGCAGGUGAAGCCAGAUGUGGCGGUCUUGGGCUGGCGUGGUUACAGGUGGUCUGCGGUUGUGAGGCCAGUUGGACGUACUGCCAAAUUUUCUAAAACAACGUUGGGUGCAGUUUAUGGUAGAGAAAUGAACAUUUCAUUAUCUGGCAACAGCUCUGGUGGAUAUUCCUGCAGUCAGCAUUACAAUUGCAUGCUCCCUUAACUUGAGACACCUGUGAUAUUGUGUUGUGACACAACUGUACAUUUUAGAGUGGCCUUUUAUUGUCCCCAGCACAAGGUGCACCUGUGUAAUGAUCAUGCUGUUUAAUCAGCUUCUUGAUAUGCCACACCUGUCAGGUGGAUGGAUUAUCUUGGCGAAGGAGAAAUGUUCACUAAUGGGGAUGUAAACAAAUUUGAGCACAAUCUGAGAGAAAUAAGCUUUUGUGCAUAUGGAACAUUUCUGGGGUCUUAUUUCAGCGCAUGAAACAUUGGACUAAACACUUUACAUGUUGCGUUUUUAUAUUUUUGUUCAAUAUAGAAAAGAGUAGAGGGCCUAGAGUGCUGCCCUGCGGAACACCACACUUUACAUGUUUGACGUUAGAAGCUUCCAUUAAAGAACCAUCUGAGUUCUAUUAGAUGGCUCUGAAUCCACGAUGAAAAGCCAUAACACACACGUUUUCUCAACAACAGGUUAUGGUCAAUCAUGUCAAAGGCUGCACUGAAAUCUAACAGUACAGCUCCCACAAUCUUCUCAUUAUCAAUUUCUUUCAACCAAUCAGUGAUUUGUCAGUGCAGUACAUGUUGAGUGCCCUUCUAGUCACCUUUUUCUCUCUCUACAUUCAUCUCAUUGCAUAUUUGGGGUCAAUAACAUUUCGGCUCAUUCAUGAAAUGCAUGUAAUUUCCCCAUUUUAAACUUGAUGAAAGGAAGUAGUGUAACCGUGAUCUGUGUCCCCCUUCCGUCCCCAGAGGAGGGUGAGUUGAGGCGUACCCUGCAGUCUCUGGCCUGUGGGAAGGCGCGCGUCCUCAAUAAGAGUCCCCGGGGGAAGGACAUAGAGGACGGAGACCGCUUCAACUUCAACAACGACUUCAGACACAAACUGUUCCGCAUCAAGAUCAACCAGAUUCAGAUGAAGGAAACGGUAGGGUUUACACCUCUCUCUCGCUCUGAAGGAAACUGUAGGGUUAACACCGCGCUCUGAAGGAAACGGUAGGGUUAACACCGCGCCCUGAAGGAAACGGUAGGGUUAACACCGCGCUCUGAAGGAAACGGUAGGGUUAACACCGCGCUCUGAAGGAAACGGUAGGGUUAACGCCGCUCUCUGAAGGAAACGGUAGGGUUAACGCCGCUCUCUGAAGGAAACGGUAGGGUUAACACCGCUCUCACCCCUCUUAUUCUGUCAUUCCUACACAACGUUGUGUCAAGUCUGUGCCUGCCUACAGAAAGGACUGCUGACUCCUCUAAUCAUUACAUUUUUUACAUUUUAGUCAUUUAGCAGACGCUCUUAUCCAGAGCGACUUACAGUUAGUGAAUGCAUACAUAAUUUUUUUCCCAACCCUCUGUGGGAAUCGAACCCACAACCCUGGCGUUGCAAACGCCAUGCUCUACCAACUGAGCUACAUCCCUGCCGGCCAUUCCCUCCCCUACCAUGGACGACGCUGGGCCAAUUGUGCGCCGCCCCAUGGGUCAUAAUUACUAUCUGUUAUAUCAGACUAACUCAUCCAUAUAAUGGGGCUUUCCCCUGAGGGUUGACACCUCAUCAAGUUCCCGUCAUUAAAUCUUAUUGCGUAAGUUUUGAGUUCCACCCUUUCGUCAUUGGAGGUAGUGUGGCCAGCAUGCGUCCACACAGUCAACUCUAGGGUUGGAGUCAUUUUAAUUCAGGAAGUGAAACGUUCACAGAAAAUAAAUGUGGAGUUACAUUUCUGUGUGUUUCUGUUUCUGUGUGUCUCUGUUCAUGCGUCUGUGUGUGUGUCCAGGUUGAGGAGCAGGUGAGCACCACUGAGCGUGUGUUCCAGGACAGACAGUACCAGAUAGACGCGGCCGUGGUCCGCAUCAUGAAGAUGAGGAAAACCCUGAGCCACAACCUGCUGGUGUCAGAACUGUACAACCAGCUCAAGUUCCCCGUCAAGGUACUCUCUUUCUUUCUUUCGCUUUUGUUUUUUCCUACCCUGAAAUAUAGCCACAAAACAGGCACACAUCAAGUAAACUGCACUGCACACCCACCCACAGCUCUAGGCUGCACACCCACCCACAGCUCUAGGCUGCACACCCACCCACAGCUCUAGGCUGCACACCCACCCACAGCUCUAGGCUGCACACCCACCCACAGCUCUAGGCUGCACACCCACCCACAGCUCUAGGCUGCACACCCACCCACAGCUCUAAGCUACACACCCACCCACAGCUCUAAGCUACACACCCUUCAGUGUCAUUCCUCUGUGUGUUCUCUCCUCAGCCUGGAGACCUAAAGAAGCGGAUUGAGUCGCUGAUUGACAGAGACUACAUGGAGAGAGACAAGGAGAGUCCCAACCAGUACCACUAUGUGGCCUGAGGGGGUCGCCACCUCCAUCCUCACCACUCCUCCGGUGCCCUGCCAGUGGGCUCAGCAAGUUGGCAUCAGCUGACCCUGAUAUAGCCCCGCCCCGCCUCUCCUUGACCUGCCCCACCCCCUCAUCGCCCCUCCCCCCCUGCUUCUGGGGCCCAGCUCAGAGAGGGCCAGUCUGGAGGCCAGAGCCCCACCUGGUCCUGCACCAGCCCAGCCAACACCACCCUCAGGGGGGACUCAGAGCAGGGCAGGCUGGGUCGUGGGGCUGGAGGAGUCUGUCUGGUGGGUGGGAGACGGCCGGCACAAAUAUCCGCUGA